AUUCCAGCUAUGAAUUCGUGAGUACCAAACUACUUGAUCCAGGGAAAUGGUACUGUUUACACGAUUGAUUCCUGUUAUAAAAACGGGGGUCCACAGAGCUGGUAUCAGAGCCAUACGACUGUAGGAAAAGACCAAAAGGCGCCCCACCCUUUUUUCUAAGUUGGCCAAGGGAGAAAUUCCCAUUUAGUAAUACUUUCAAAAAUAAAAACGCUAUGUUUACAAAACUCGGCACAAUUUUUAUCUUACUCUUAACUAUUUUCUUUACAAAACAAGUUUUACUCUCAACUGACUUUGGGUUUUUCUUAAAAUUAGAUGGCAGAUUCGGAUUCACCCGCUACCUGGGAGUUGAGCUUACCCCAAUCGGAGGGUUAUGUCAUUGAGCUGCAUCGGAUGUUGAGGCGUCUGCGAUACCCUGGUUUUCCGUCAUACCGAGUGAGGCAGUGUGGCCCAGUUUGGGAGGCUCGGGUCGAGAUUCACCCCCGAGUCCCUUCCAAGUUGGACUACAGCUUUCAGACACGUCACCACCGAGACCUGCCAGAGACCGCGAUGCAGGAUGCUGCUCGGGAGGCCUUUCUCCGACUCAGCUCUAUCCACCGAGCUGAGUUAGUGAGUACCGAGUUUGCUCAUCACCCGUUCCGGGAGGAGGGCAACUCAGUUUGCACAGUUCAGGACACGCCCUGCUGCUACAACCCGAUAGUGACUCGGUUGUCACGAUAGGCUGAGGCAGUAGAUGACUACUACGAGGAGGCUUUGUUGGAGAUUGACGACCACCAGAGACGUGUGGGGGAGUUAGAGACUGAGGUGACCGACCUCACAGCACAGCAGCUUCAGUUGGAGGAGGAGCACCAGGCUUGGGGCAGUGAGAUAGACUCACUGAAGGCACAGCUCCAGGUCCACGGCGAUCAGUUCCAGCAGUUAUCCGACCAGUACAACGAUCGCCGCGGGAUGAUGGAUACUCUUGAGGAGCAGCUGAGAGAGAGUCAGGAGCACGUCAGCCAGCUGGAGGAGCAGCUUCGAGCAGCCAAGAUCAGCACCACAGGGGCCUCUACUUCCACAGCAGUAGGCCGUGACCGCUACUUCUUCCUCACCCCGCCGUACCCACCGGCGUUCCACGCUCUUCUGGGAGAGGCUAGUAUGCUAGCUACCGAGUCAGCGCCCUACCUAGUGGACCCUACAGCAGCACAGCCACCUGUUCCGGAGUUGGUGCACACUUCACUGAUCCCUACACUUUCUCCGCAGCUGGGUUCCAGUUUGGAGACUCCGAUCCAGGUCGACUCCGAGACAGAGGGGACCGACACCGAGCCAGAGAUCGAGCCAGACAUCACUGAUCCUUCAGAGGAUGAGGCUCCUGUUCCCCGUAUCACCUUCCUCGGAGGCCCUCGCACCCUCAGCACUGCUCGCAAGAGCACACGACCCCCGGGCAAGAGGCCCAAGCCAGAUCCAGAGGCCACUACCUCUGAGCCGUGGGGACUCCGGUUUGCGCGAGCCAGCGACCACCCUCUACCUGCCCCGGGAUCCUGCGGAUGGCUGGAGGAUUAGACUGACGGACUCCUUGCAGCUUCGAUCUCGUAUCAGAUGGUUUUUGGAUAGUAUGCGAGACACCCCUUCCCUUACCUAGAUUGACGAGUAGUUUGAUGAUUGGUUUGAUGUAUCGUUUGGAUGAACCUUAUUUGGACUGCGUAUGUAUGCAGUCAAUUGCAUCAUGAUUUAUGUACCAUUUGUGAAACUCUGUGAUGUUAUUUAUGAUAUCUAUUGUUGUUG
Messenger RNA from Oryza sativa Japonica Group (Japanese rice), 1761 nucleotides. NCBI's taxonomy places the organism in Eukaryota, Viridiplantae, Streptophyta, Magnoliopsida, Poales, Poaceae. The record is from RefSeq and is a predicted model, not a curated record.